CGGUUCUUCUCUGCAGACCUCCAGUGGUCCUACCUGUUCCUCGGGUCUGCAGUCUCUGGUCUUCUGUACUAUGUACGCAGUCCGCAGUCUUUGGUCAUCUCUUGUACUAUGUCCGCAGUCUCUGGUCAUCUCCUGUACUAUGUCCGCAGUCUCUGGUCUUCUGUACUAUGUCCGCAGUCUCUGCUCUUCUGUACUAUGUCCGCAGUCUCUGGUCAUCCCCUGUACUGUGUCCGCAGUCUCUGGUUAUCUCCUGUACUAUGUCCGCAGUCUUUGGUCAUCUCCUGUACUAUGUCCGCAGUCUCUGGUCAUCUCCUGUACUGUGUCCGCAGUCUCUGGUCUUCUGUACUAUGUCCGCAGUCUCUGCUCUUCUGUACUAUGUCCGCAGUCUCUGCUCUUCUGUACUAUGUCCGCAGUCUCUGGUCAUCCCCUGUACUGUGUCCGCAGUCUCUGGUCUUUUGUACUAUAUCCGCAGUCUCUGGUU
Messenger RNA from Staurois parvus, 481 nucleotides. The record is from the annotation of a GenBank genome assembly. NCBI's taxonomy places the organism in Eukaryota, Metazoa, Chordata, Amphibia, Anura, Ranidae.